Messenger RNA from Knipowitschia caucasica, 681 nucleotides. The record is from the annotation of a GenBank genome assembly. Lineage: Eukaryota; Metazoa; Chordata; Actinopteri; Gobiiformes; Gobiidae.
AUGCUGGAAAUGCCUCGGUUUUUGCUGUUGCUUCACUUCUUCUGCGUUUCACAAGUUCUGUUUCGUCUGACGAGUUUCAACAGGAGAGAGUGCGUCUGCAGCGGAGGGAGGAGACGUAGAGGAGACACAGAGGAGACACAGAGGAGACGCAGAGGAGACGCAGAGGAGACACAGAGGAGACGCAGAGGAGACGCAGAGGAGACGCAGAGGAGACGCAGAGGAGACACAGAGGAGACACAGAGGAGACGCAGAGGAGACGCAGAGGAGACGCAGAGGAGACGCAGAGGAGACGCAGAGGAGACGCAGAGGAGACACAGAGGAGACGCAGAGGAGACGCAGAGGAGACACAGAGGAGACACAGAGGAGACGCAGAGGAGACACAGAGGAGACGCAGAGGAGACAGGAGACACAGAGGAGACGCAGAGGAGGGAGGGGAUAAAGAGGAGAGCAGUGAGGAGACAAGAGAAGAGAAAAAGGAGCAUAAAGGAGACGAAGAGGAGACAUAAAGGAGACGAAGAGGAGACAAAAGAAGACAAAGAGGAGACACAAAGGAGACAAAGAGGAGACAAAGAGGAGACAAAAAGGAGACGAAGAGGAGACGAAGAGGAGACGAAAAGGAGACGAAGAGGAGACGAAGAGGAGACAAAAAGGAGACGAAGAGGAGACAUAAAGGAGACAUAA